AAAAUUAAUCAAGCUUUGCAAGGUAUAUAUUAUAUAUGUAUGUCUGAAUAUAUAAAUAGUAGUCGCAGGAAGUAGAAAAAACUGAAGUCGAGUGUGAUCAUAGAAGGUCUGGAUGACAAAGAACAGCACACAUAAUCGGAAGAUCUGCCACUGUGUUUGUACUCCCUCAUCGCCAAAGCUGCGGUGGCUGGAACUGCAUCAUGACAACAAGGCGAAACUACCAGGUGAAAGUUCCUGUGCCUGAUGGCGCUUUGCCUGGGAUGGUUUUGAGUGUGCCAGUCAAGCACGGCUCUGAAAAGAUUCAAAUUCGAGUGCCAGAUGGUUGUGGAAGUGGGAGCCUUCUAGCCUUGCUUCAGCCAGAAGGAUCUGAUGACUGGGAGUUGAAAGUGCUGGAGGCAGUUGCUCCAGAGGAUGUCAGUCGGGCACGAGAUGCGGCCGAAGAAUCCAGGGGGCCCAUCCAGCUGCCCAAGCUGAACAUAGAGGAACAAAGGCCGGUGGUGCAGACAGUGAGGCUGGACACGACCGCAGGUGUCAUUGACAUCCUCAUCCGUCAUGACUGGGCGCCGCAUGGUGCUCGAAGAUUUAUGGAGUUGGCCUCUGCUGGAGAUCUGACCGACUUGGCCUUCUAUCGCGCAAUUCAGGGCUGCAUCGUCCAGUUUGGCUUGCCCCCUAAGCGCAGCUGGUCUCCAUUACCUGAUGAUCCUCCAACAGGGGUGCCUUUCCUUUUGGGUGCUGUCAGCUUCGCAGCGGUAGGCCCCAACUCCAGGCGGUCGACUCUUUUCAUUUGCGUGGGUGAUAUGUCCCACUGUCUUGGCGACAAGCCGUGGGAGACGCCCAUUGGUGCAGUCGAGGAAAGCUCUUUGGAUGUUCUGGAGUUGAUCGACACCACCUAUGGUGACAUCAUAGAAUUUGGUGGCGAAGGCCCAGACACAAGUCGGAUUCAAUCUGAAGGGAAUUCCUAUUUGCGGAAGAACUUUCCCAAGUUGUCAUAUGUGAAAUCUGCCAUGGUCACACAUGAAGAGUGCGAAGGUGACGCCCAGGAACAGCAACAGGCCCAUCCUGGGGCACAAGAUCAACGGCAUGGAAUCAAUGUGGAGGAUGCGGCCGAGCAGGCUACCAGGGCCGCGCUGGAGGCUGCGACCCUGGCAAGCCAAGCCACAUCGCUCGCGGACCCUGAUCAGAUGAUCGAUGCCGUAAGGCGAGCUCGGGAAGCCGCCAAUGCUGCAGAGGCUGCUGCGCAGGCAGCUGAAGCAGCUCAUGCAGCCGCAGACAGAUCCAAAAGAGCCACCAUGACGGGAAGGACUGGCGGGCCAGAAGUGCCAAGGGCAAUGCUUCCUCCACAACAGAUGGUGCCUGGUGGCACCAUGGCUCAGCAGCCUAGCCGUCAUUCUCCAGGAGGUUGCAUGAUCUCGCCACAGCAGUUGUCUAUGGGCCAGGUGCCUUUGCUUGUGAAUUCUGGUUGUGCCGGUUGGCCGCCGCCAGCAUCCGUGCAGUAUGGUCAUCCGCAGGCUGCAUCUUGCGGCAGGGUCCCUGUGAAUCAGAUCCCGACCCAAUUUGCAGCAUGCCCUCCUGCGGCAAGACCUUAUGUUCAGAUUGAUUUGACUUAACUUUGACGAAAGACCAAUGAUCAGUUAUUGGCACUAGCCAGGCAGCCAGGCCAGUCAAGUGCAUGGCUUUUCCGAGCGCAAAUUGCGCAAGUCAUGGAUGUCACGGCGUUGAUUUCAUGGAUGUCAUGGCAUUGAAGGGGGACAAAAGCAAGUGCGCUGAAAGAGAGGUCAAAGUUGUUGGGCUAAGCCUUGAAGGUCAUUGCCUUGCAGCUAUGAUACUUGAGUGUGCUCAAUAUUGGGCAAAGGUUUGCCAUCGACCCUCCACCAUCUUGCAAGGAAAGCC
This is a messenger RNA of Durusdinium trenchii, 1890 nucleotides long. The record is from the annotation of a GenBank genome assembly. Lineage: Eukaryota; Dinophyceae; Suessiales; Symbiodiniaceae.